Molecule: messenger RNA, 1472 nt
Organism: Suillus fuscotomentosus
Lineage: Eukaryota; Fungi; Basidiomycota; Agaricomycetes; Boletales; Suillaceae
Product: putative formate/nitrite transporter
Exons: 12
Coding region: 46-1002 (318 amino acids)
Biological process (GO): nitrite transport; transmembrane transport
Cellular component (GO): membrane
Molecular function (GO): high-affinity secondary active nitrite transmembrane transporter activity
Source: RefSeq, a predicted model, not a curated record
CGCUUGUCAGGAACCGCACGAACCGGUGUCCUUGUGAACAUAUAAAUGCUAGGCUAUGCCACCAUUUCGAAUCUUGCAUCCCCCUUGGACCUCAGCGGAUCGCAUACUACCACUACUACAAUGUCCAUUUCAAGCGCUCUCACUCUCACCCCAGCUGAAGUUGCGGUUGCUCUGGUCGAGCAAGCUGUGGCCAAGCACAACACGCGGUUGGACAAGACCUUCUUCAAGGCGGUCCUUGCGGGUGUUAUGUUGUCCUUCGGCGGUCUCCUUGAUCUUAUUAUUAGUGGUGGCUCUCCAGGUCUGACAACUUCGAACCCCGGAAUUGUCAAGGUCCUUGGUGGUCUCGUAUUCCCUGUCGGGCUCGUUAUGAUCGUGCUCCAGGGUUUUGACCUGCUCACGAGUAAUCUUAUGACCUUCCCCAUGGCUGCAUUGAAGAGAGCGAUUCCCUGGUGGGGCGUUCCUCUCAACUGGAUUGUUGUCUUUUUCGGAAAUCUCGUUGGCAGUCUGUUCUUUGCAGCAAUCCUUUCGAAAUACGAUGGGCUAAUGGUGGCUGAUCCCUAUGCCUCGUACGUGAGGUCAUUCGCCAUUACGAAAGCCAUUACACCUGCCUGGUAUCAGAUUCUCCUUCGCGGCAUUGGUUGUAACUGGCUUGUUUGCAUAGCCGUUUGGCAAGGAAUGGGGGCCAAAGAAACUUUGUCGAAAAUCAUAGCUAUCUGGUUCCCCGUCUGGGUCUUUGUGGCUUGCGGCUUCGACCACGUUAUCGCAAAUAUGUUUUCACUCCCGUUGAGCAUCAUGCUUCACUCUGAGCUUACGACCGACCUGUACAUUCGCAAGUCGCUAAUUGCGGCUUUGAUUGGUAACAUUAUUGGAGGUCUCUUCGUGGGCCUACCAGCUGUGUAUUUCUAUCUUGAUGACUGGCAUGCCGGUGGCAUGCGUGAUGCGGAGGAGGCCCGGCUAGAGCGCAAAGACUCGGGGCCUAGUGACUCAGAAAAGUCCGCAUAGGCGGCUCAAUACUGGGACACUCAUCACUUUUUUAUUCAUUGGACGACUAUCUACGAACACAUGUCAGGCAACAUGAUCAACGGAGAACCCUGGAGCUACGAUGUACACUACUGGAAUGAAACGCGCUCGGUUCAUUCUCAGGCAAUCCUCUACGAGCGGUACACGAUGGGAGAGGAGAUUUACGUGUCAUGAACAUCAUACAUAUUGUACACAGUUGUAGGGGGAGCAGACGGAAGGGAUCGUAACAUAGUGUAUUGGACGAGUAUCGCAAGUAUUAAGCUUGCGGUACAUCGAUUUUUAUUAUGUUUUGUGUACUCUACAGGAAUUAUCAUGUUGACUGUACCAAUCGGAGCACAAGAUAGAUAUCGCUGUCAGUAAUACAUCAGGGAUCCGAAGAUCAUAAGACUUCUAACGUCACAGCCAGUAACUAUGUAAUAACAAUAUUAACCAAGAAUGUUCGUCACCAUCUG